Molecule: messenger RNA, 3775 nt
Organism: Chinchilla lanigera (long-tailed chinchilla)
Lineage: Eukaryota; Metazoa; Chordata; Mammalia; Rodentia; Chinchillidae
Gene: Gpr173
Product: G protein-coupled receptor 173
Exons: 3
Coding region: 871-1992 (373 amino acids)
Biological process (GO): G protein-coupled receptor signaling pathway
Cellular component (GO): plasma membrane
Molecular function (GO): G protein-coupled receptor activity
Source: RefSeq, a predicted model, not a curated record
CCUCUCUCUCUCCACCCCACCUCCUCUUUCUGGCAUCCAUCCCCUCCCCAACACCUCUGCUGCUGCCUCUGGCUGUGGAUCCAUACCUCUUCCUAACCCCACCACGCUUGGGGAGCCGGGGGAGCCUGGGUGAGAGACCUCCCCAACCUGGGGCUCUCCCAAGCGGUGCCCCCUGUGCUCCCAGGGAGGAGCCUCAGACCCUGAGCAUCUGCUAGAGGCUUGGCAGAGGCCCCACAGGGACCGUGUCUUCUGAGGACAAAAGGCGGCGGCCAGCAGGCAGACGGGAGGGGGAGGGUGGCGACCAGGCUGGCAGAAGGGUGCAGGGGCCAGCCCUGGCCCCCCUCCCACCAUAGCUGUGGCAUGAAGAUGGGGGUGGGAGCGUGUAGUAGGGAAAGCACCUGCUGGGGCCCCCACCUGCCAGCUAGUUGGGCACCCCAAAGCUGUGUGCUGCCCACCUGGCGUUCCGUAAUACCCCCAGCCCUGCCCAGCGCACCCCUCCGGUGCCUACUUCCCCUGAUGCCCGCGAUUUAGACCAGUCCGGCUGUAUCCACGGCAACAGAAGCAGGAGUGUCACUGACAGCCAGAUUACUGAGGGUCCCACAAUGUGGCCUGGGCUGUGGUUUAUCCUGGGUGAGGCAGCUUGAGCCCCUUUUCUGGAUUCCAAGACAGCCCAGCUGAGUGAUCCCAGGUAGCACAGACUUUUGCUCCCUCACAAUGGAAGAUAUGCUGUGGUUCCCAGCUGUGGGAGGAAAUCACUGUAGGGUUAAAGGAAGGUACAGCCCAGCAGGACAACUGAUGGAGUCCCUCAGGACCCAUCGAGUACCAGACUGGCUCACCCUGUAGGGUUGGGAGUAGCCCUUGCCCCUCAGUAUGGCCAACACCACCGGAGAGCCAGAGGAGGUGAGCGGCGCAUUGUCCCCACCGUCAGCAUCAGCUUACGUGAAGCUGGUGCUGUUGGGACUGAUCAUGUGUGUGAGCCUGGGGGGCAACGCCAUCUUGUCCCUGCUAGUGCUCAAAGAGCGUGCCCUGCACAAAGCUCCUUACUACUUUUUGCUGGACCUGUGCCUAGCUGAUGGCAUACGCUCUGCCGUCUGCUUCCCCUUUGUGCUGGCUUCUGUGCGCCACGGCUCCUCAUGGACAUUCAGUGCACUCAGCUGUAAGAUUGUGGCCUUUAUGGCCGUGCUCUUUUGCUUCCAUGCAGCCUUCAUGCUGUUCUGCAUCAGCGUCACCCGCUACAUGGCCAUCGCACACCACCGCUUCUACACCAAGCGCAUGACACUCUGGACAUGCGCAGCUGUUAUCUGCAUGGCCUGGACCCUGUCUGUGGCCAUGGCCUUCCCACCUGUGUUUGAUGUGGGCACCUACAAGUUUAUCCGAGAGGAGGACCAGUGCAUCUUUGAGCAUCGAUACUUCAAGGCCAAUGACACUCUGGGCUUCAUGCUUAUGUUGGCUGUGCUCAUGGCAGCCACACAUGCUGUCUAUGGCAAGCUGCUCCUCUUUGAGUACCGUCACCGCAAGAUGAAGCCAGUGCAGAUGGUGCCAGCCAUCAGCCAGAACUGGACAUUCCAUGGUCCUGGGGCCACUGGCCAGGCUGCUGCCAACUGGAUCGCUGGCUUUGGCCGCGGGCCCAUGCCACCAACCCUGCUGGGUAUCCGGCAGAAUGGGCACACGGCCAGCCGGAGGCUGCUGGGCAUGGACGAGGUCAAAGGUGAAAAGCAGCUGGGACGCAUGUUCUACGCGAUCACACUGCUCUUCCUGCUCCUCUGGUCACCCUACAUCGUGGCCUGUUACUGGCGAGUGUUUGUGAAAGCCUGUGCCGUGCCCCACCGCUACCUGGCCACUGCUGUUUGGAUGAGCUUCGCCCAGGCUGCUGUCAACCCAAUCGUCUGCUUUCUAAUCAACAAGGACCUCAAGAAGUGCCUGAGGACUCAUGCCCCCUGCUGGGGCACAGGAGGUGCCCCAGCUCCCAGAGAACCCUAUUGUGUCAUGUGAAGCAGGCAGAUAAGCAGACAUGCAGGGAAAUGGUCAUGACUACAAUGAUGGGGCCAACAGCAAGGGAAUGGUGGGGCCCCAUACAGGAGCCUGCUUUUCUGAGCUCCAGCCUCCGCCUUCAAACCAACUGUAAUCUAGGCACCUUUGCCAACACCUUUCUAGGGUAGGGGACUGGAUAGAAAACUGGGAAAGGGGCAUUUCUAGUUUUGUGGGGCCUGUCUCCGCAGCCUCCUUCUCCGCUUCUCCACUCUCAUAUUCUCACUCACUCCCUUCCCCUCCCCUUUCUCCCGUCCUUCCCCUUCUCUCAAAUGACAAUUCAGAAAAAGAAAACAAAACUCAAAAUGCAGGUUUUUCUACUAACAGCUGAGGAGACAGGCUUUCUUGCUUUAUCUAUCUCUCCUUCUCAGAUUGCCCAGAAGGAGGAAGUUUGUCCUGUAAAAUAGAUUGCCCAGAGCUCUUAUUGCUCCUUCUGCUCCCAGGCAUCUUCCCUUCCCAAGUCUUUUAGCAAGGCCUGGAUGUUUAGGAAUAAAUUGAUCCAAGGCUGAUGACAACAGGGACCAAAGGGAACUGGGUCCACAGGGAGCAAGGAUGUUUAAUCGCUGUGUCGUGUGCAGUGUUGUUUUGGGCUAAGCCUGAUCCCGAGCCCAGUCGUCUCUCCCUCCUCACCAUGUCCAGACCGUCCAAGUGUUUCUUGAGGAUCUGCUUGAGAAGCCCAGAGGGUAGGGAGAAGGGCCCCCAGUAUGGGCCCAGGCUAGGUGAAGAGCAGGAUGUGAGCUGAACUGUUUGAGCUAAAGAGACCAAGCUUGGCUGCAUUCUCUCACACUGCGUCCUUAACCCCCAGCCUCUAUCUCUCCUUGAGGAUGGAAAUCCAUUCCAGUCCUACUAGGGCUGAUAUGGGAGUCCCACAGGCAGGAGAUACCCUGAAAGGAAGUAUAAGGAGGAAUCUGAACUCCCCAGAGCAGCUGAGCCCCAGAGCAUGAGUUCAGAGCUGAAUUCAACCCCAGAAUUGUCUCCUGGGUUUGCACUAAUCUUCUGAAGAUGAAAACUCUUUUAGGGCCUUGACAACUGAUCAUAGUACAAACUGCAGGGCACUAUGGACUUGAGUCCAUUCCUAUCUGACCUCUUUUUUUCCCCCACAAAACUUGGGGGCCUCAAGUCCUUCCAUGGUCACCUGUAGACUCCUGGAUCCUCAAUCCCAAACACCCUUCCUCCAAACUUAUCUACACUCAAAGUUAAUCAGAUUGCAGCCAGAUUCCCCAGGUGAAAGGUCUCAAGCCUCCUUCCAAGGGGGCGGAAUCCACUGUGGUCUUACUUGAAGGCCAGUUCUGUGGAUUGGUGAGCCAAGCUGGCACUCCUUUGCCUAGAUUUGCCCAGGCUCUCUGUCCCCUUCUUGUUUCCUCUGGGGACAGAGACCUAUCUGUACUUAUCUGCACCCCCUUUUUCCCUUCCUUCUAGAAGACCUUGUCCUAAAAUCCUUCCCUACUGCAAGACAGCCCCUGAACUGGGGAAGCCUUGACCCAAAGGGAUUGAGGGCACUCUAGGCAGGAGAGAAUUAAGGAGCCUGGCUGUGGAGUGACCCUGGAAAGGCAGGCCAGAGUGGCUGAGAGGCUGGGGUGGGGGCCCUGUUCUCUCAGUGAUAGUGAUGGGGGUGCCUUUCCAAGGGGGUGGGGUGGGAAGACCAAGGGGUGGGGGGUAAAUAGGGUACACUCAGGAGGGUUUUCCUCCAUUUCUUUUUUCUAACUGCCUGGAAUCAUCAAUGGAUUUUGUAAAUGGAAAAACUAAA